Drosophila simulans is the source of this 1074-nucleotide messenger RNA. RefSeq names its product cardioactive peptide (gene CCAP). NCBI's taxonomy places the organism in Eukaryota, Metazoa, Arthropoda, Insecta, Diptera, Drosophilidae. Bases 421 to 888 code for a protein of 155 amino acids. The record is from RefSeq and is a predicted model, not a curated record. The transcript has 3 exons.
GGCACUCGUAACUCUCGCGAGCGAAUUGUGGCCAAUGCAGCUGCACUGAACGAAAUUAGUGGGAAUUGCGUGGGAUUUUCGCCCACUUUAAGCCUGCCCAGUUGCGUUUCAAAUUGAAUUUGCAGUGGUUUUUAUUACGCUCGGCAAGGGCAAGGACCAUCCUUCACACGUCAAUGCAAUGUUAAUGUGCGGGGGCGACCCGGCUGGGAAAGGUCGGGAAAAACACAAAAAGCCAUUAAGUGGCAACCAAAAUACAUUCCAGGCCCAGCUGGAGGUCCUGUCGCCUUCUGAAAGCAACAAGUCUCACAUUGCGUAGCCGAGAUGUUGACCAAGGCCCAAGCUGCGGCCACUUUCAUUUGGCUUUCGAGUGUUAAGCGCGUCGGUUGCUAAGUGGAUCCUUAUUAAAAACACACUCCUGCAAUGAGAACGUCCAUGAGGAUUUCCCUGAGGCUGCUCGCACUCCUGGCCUGUGCCAUCUGCUCGCAGGCUUCGCUGGAAAGGGAGAACAACGAGGGCCCCAAUAUGGCGAAUCACAAGCUAAGUGGCGUUAUACAAUGGAAGUACGAGAAGCGACCAUUUUGCAAUGCAUUUACAGGAUGUGGACGAAAGCGUACGUAUCCCUCGUAUCCGCCAUUCUCGCUAUUCAAACGCAACGAAGUCGAAGAGAAACCCUAUAACAAUGAGUACUUAUCUGAAGGUCUAAGUGAUUUGAUCGAUAUCAAUGCCGAGCCAGCUGUGGAAAAUGUCCAAAAGCAAAUCAUGUCGCAGGCCAAAAUCUUCGAGGCCAUCAAAGAGGCAAGCAAGGAAAUCUUUCGGCAAAAGAACAAACAGAAAAUGUUGCAAAAUGAAAAGGAGAUGCAGCAAUUGGAGGAGCGUGAGAGCAAAUAAAUCGGAAGUAUCGAAAUAAUCGGAUAAAUCGGAAUUAUCGGAAUAGUCGGAUUUCUGGAAAGCAAAUUGACUGGACGGUUACCACACUGGUUUUGUUAUUGUACAUACUAUAUUUAUCCAUGACUUCUUGAAUUGUGAAGAAUUCUACAGCACUGGCAUUGCAUUCAAUAAAAAUUGUUGACCUCA